AUGAGCCUACCGACUUCGUUUCGAGCUGUUUACAAGCAGCUGGGUGAACAAGAGAUUGAUGUGGAUGUUUACCUGCCUUCCGUCACUAAUAAAACUACAAAAUGUCCAGUCUUAAUUAACAUCCAUGGAGGGGCUUUUAUGCUCGGGUCCUCCAAGAUGGUCAACAAAGACCAGGUAUCAGACUGUCUUAGGCGAGGAUGGAUAGUGCUAGCUCUAAAUCAUCGGCUUUGUCCCCAAGUGAAUCUUUUGGAGGGCCCGAUGCAAGACUGUCGAGAUUUACUGGCUUGGGUGUAUGAUGGAGGUCUCGAAACAGCUCUGGGCAAAGCGAGCUCAGCACUCGUACCAGAUCUCGACCAUGUCUUUGCAUUCGGCACCUCAUCUGGUGGGCAUUUGUCACUCUGCUUGGGCUUUGAUGUUCCUCGUCCGGUCGCAGGAAUCUACGACAUGUAUGGACCUAGCAACUUUGCGGACGACUUCUGGACGACAAGGCUUGAGGGCAUGAAGCUACCACCUGGACUCACAGACUCGUUCCUCAACAAAGUAUUUGACGAGGACCCGGUCCCCAUCACUGGAGGCGUCUCCCUCGAAGGCCAGGCAACAGGACCUCCAGAUUUCAGCGAUCCCCGCCAAGCAUAUGCCCUGACACAACUAGCCAACGGCACCGUCCUCGAUGCCAUCUUUCCUUCGAAAGACUGGAGCAAAGUCGACCCUGCAUUGAACGUCGACUCCUCGUUUCCUCCGACUUUCAUCGUGCAUGGCGAUGCAGAUACAAAAGUCCCGAUUCAUCUGAGUAGAAAGUUGCUUGAUGUGCUAAAGCGGAAUGGUGUUGAGUGCGGGAUGGUGGAGGUUCCUAGGGAGGAGCAUACUUUUGCGGCCAAGAUGGAAGUGGGAUCUGUUACUUGGAAUCUUCAGAGACAGGGCUUUGACUUUCUCGAGUCGUUAAUUAAGUAG
Messenger RNA from Fusarium fujikuroi IMI 58289, 951 nucleotides. RefSeq lists its product as uncharacterized. NCBI's taxonomy places the organism in Eukaryota, Fungi, Ascomycota, Sordariomycetes, Hypocreales, Nectriaceae. The transcript has 3 exons. Gene Ontology annotation, molecular function: serine-type peptidase activity. The record is from RefSeq and is a predicted model, not a curated record. Gene Ontology annotation, biological process: proteolysis. The coding region runs from base 1 to 951 and encodes 316 amino acids.